Messenger RNA from Triticum dicoccoides, 859 nucleotides. RefSeq names its product universal stress protein A-like protein. The coding region runs from base 1 to 618 and encodes 205 amino acids. The transcript has 3 exons. The record is from RefSeq and is a predicted model, not a curated record. Lineage: Eukaryota; Viridiplantae; Streptophyta; Magnoliopsida; Poales; Poaceae.
AUGUGGUCGAUCGAGGCAGUGAUCGCCAGGCACGAGGCCAGUCUCACCGGGAGCGAGCGCGUCGUCAUGGAGGAGAGCACCGAGGCCGCGGCGACGGCAAGCGGCGUGGCGCCUGGAGCCGGAGACGCGGAGGCCGCCGGGGCGCCGGGCUUGAUGAAGGUGGUGGUGGCCGUGGACGCGAGCGAGGAGAGCCUGCACGCGCUGUCGUGGGCGCUCGACCACGUCGUCCGGCACCACCCCGGCGCGUCCGUCGUCGUCCUCCACGCCCAGCACCGCGUCGACCGCUCCGCCUAUGCAGGCCUGGCCUACGUCCCGCCCACGGCGAUGGACGCCAUGAGGAGGACGCAGGCGGGGAACACCAGGAAGGCGGUGUCCCGCGCGCUGGACGUGUGCAAGCAGAAGCAGGCGAGCGCCACGGCGGCGGUGGUGGUGGGCGACGCCAAGGAGGCCAUCUGCCAGGCCGUAGAGGACAUGCGCGCCGACCUCCUCGUCCUCGGCAGCCGUGGCCUGGGCAUGGUCAAGAGGGCGUUUUUGGGCAGCGUGAGCGACUACCUCGCCCAUCACGCGUGCUGUCCCGUUCUCAUCGUCAAGCCGCCCAACGAAGCGCGUCACAAGUGAAGCUCCAUCUCUACUUCUGUCAACUACUAGUACGGAGUAGUUCUGAACUUCUGUUUUUGUAAUGUCUCGAGUGUCUCGUGUUUACAGUGAAGGAUGUGAUCCUGUGUAGUGGGCUAGUGGCAUGUAUGAAGAAACCAGGGAGUGAAACUGUCGUAUGUCUGCAAGCGCUUGUUGAAAAGUUUAAUCUUGAUUAGUGCAGUUGUCCCAGUGCAAACGUUGUCAUGAGGAAACUAGUGUUGAA